CUUUAAAGAGAAAAAUGCAAAGAGACGGGGCGGAGCCGCAAGCCCGCUGUCACUCUCUCAGUAUUCUAUAGUAGAUUCACAGUAUAUCUUCAGGCCAUCAGCAAGCAAAUUAACUGUAAGGUAGAAGGUCCCGACGAAUACGAGAGAACGAAAAUCAGUCCUCGGCCUUUGCAGAAGUAAAUGCGGCAUAAUGGAAUACUUUUCCCUGGGUGUCUGAACCUUCUGUGUUGUCAAACUGGGGACUUUGUUCUUCUUUGAUCAUAUUUGAUUGUUAUUGAAAUGGAUAGUACAACCUACACUGGCUUUGAACCUUGGUUUUACAUUCGCGGAUGAAAUCUAGCAUCUAUUUGCCACUUGAAUAACGCCAACGAGGUGUCGCGUUGCCUAUUCACAAGGCUUCUCUCUAGGUAUCUCAUCGGCUAACCUCUUCUUGGGAACACUUGCUCUUGGGUCGGAACUAUGAUGUGGACUUUGUUUGCUGUUUUUACCUGUACUGGACUAUCUGGUAUUCUUGCAGAUGUGGGUCGUGUAGGGGGGGUAGCCCCUCGCUGUGAGAGCCAGGCGUGUAACCCCCGAAUGGGCAAUCUGGUGCUAGGCCGCAGGGUCCUGACCCAGACCGUGUGUGGCUACAAGGGCACAGAGCCCUACUGCUCCUACUCUGACCCCUCCUCCUCCACAGUGCCCUGCCCCCCGGCCAGGUGUGGGGAGUGCAACGCGGCCCUGCCCCUGCAGGCCCACCUGGCUGCAGCCAUGGCCGACUCCUCCUUCCGCCACCCCAACACCUGGUGGCAGUCGUCCGGGGAAGUGGAGUCUGAGACUCUGCAGCUGGAUCUGGAAGCAGAAUUCAUCUUCACCCACCUGAUCAUGGUGUUCCGCUCGCCCCGCCCUACCGCCAUGACCCUGGAGCGCUCGCAGGACUUUGGGCAGACCUGGAAGACAUUGCAGUACUACGCAAGGAACUGUAGCGCCACCUUUGGACUGGAGGAGGGAAAGGCAGUGCUGGACAGGGCCCCCUGCACCUCCAAAUACUCUGGAGCUUACCCCUGUACCAGGGGAGAGGUGAUCUAUCGUGCCCUCCCCCAAUGGGAAGCUCUUGACCCAUAUGGGGUAGCAGGCCAGGAGCAGCUGAGGGUGACCAACGUGCGCGUACGUCUGCAGGAGUGCCAAUCCUGUCCCUGCCAGGCCAAAGAUCCCACCAUUGGAGCCCCGCCCACCCAGCACUUCGCCAUUUAUGACCUCAUCGUGAAGGGCAGCUGCUUCUGCAACGGGCACGCCGAUCAGUGUGUCCCCGCGCCCGGUUACCGCCCUGUCAGGGACAGAACCAACCAUGUGGUUCAUGGGAAGUGUGUGUGUAGUCACAACACUGCAGGUGUUCACUGUGAGCGCUGCGCUCCGCUCUACAACGACCGACCCUGGCAACCUGCGGACGGACUCACAGGGGCUCCACACGAGUGCAGGAAGUGUAAGUGUAACGGGCAUGCCCAGAGCUGCAGUUUUGAUUGGUCGGUGUGGCGGGAGUCCGGCCAGCGCAGCGGAGGUGUGUGUGAGUGUCUACACAGCACAGAGGGACGCAACUGUCAGAGCUGUAAGAUUGGCUUCUACAGAGACCCCCAGAGGGCGCACACGGCCCAGGACUCCUGUAAACCAUGUGGCUGCCACCCCCUUGGUUCAAUACCCUUCCACCUGGGUGGGGGGUCUCUCUGUGACCCUACCAACGGAGACUGUGUCUGCAAGGCCGGUGUGGGGGGCUCCCACUGCGACAGGUGCAUGGUGGGAUACUGGGGUUUCCAUGACUACGGCUGCCGUCCGUGCGACUGUGCGGGAGACUGCGACCCCUUCACGGGAUACUGCAUGUCCGGGUCAGAUCGGGACCUGUAUAAUCUGGAGGGAAACUCCAGUGAGCUGGUGAGGAUCUUUAGGGGAGACGAGCUCUUUUCUGCCCUACACUACUCAGAGAAAUGUGAGUGUAAGGAGCAGGUCCUGGCUAACAGCAAACUCUUCUGCACCAUGAAGUUUGCCUAUGUGUUAAAGGUUAAGGUCUUGUCAGCCCAUGAUAAGGGCUCCCAUGCUGAGUUGGAGGUGAAGGUUCAGAAGGUGUUGAGUCAGAAUACUAAGGUGAAAAUCCAGAAAGGACGAGUAACACUCUACCCAGAGUCCUGGACCGCACGGGGCUGCACCUGCCCCAUCCUCAACCCAGGUGGGGAGUACUUGGUGGCGGGCCAUGCAGACAGGAAGCAGAACCGGCUUAUUGUCAACAUGAAGAGCUUCGUCAAGCCCUGGAGAGCCAGCCUUGGACGCAAGGUCCUCACACUAAUGAAGAAAGACUGCACCUGGUAAACAGACGGAGGACACUGGGAGAUGGACAGACUGACUGAUAGAUGGAGAGAGAGACAGAGAGAGGAGAAAGAAGACACUGCCAUUAAUUUGUUUUUGCCUUCUCUGGAGGGGGAGUUCUCUUAUGGAGGUGGGGACUAAACAGACUAUAAAUGCCCGCCCCUAUCUGCCCUGGGCCAAUAAGAGUGUGUGGCUGGCAGAGAGAACAUAUACAGACUCUAUGAGCCUCUGUUUGAGUGACAGUUCGGCCCUCUCUUCCAUGCAUACAUAGACACCCAGCCACUCCCUCUCUGUAGCACUUUAGCCCAGGGCAGAAGGGCCAAUAGGAUCAUGGGUUGACCUCAAGACUGGACAACCGAAGGACACAUUUGACCCCUUGUGACCCCUGUAGGAAGGCUUGUGGUGGAUGGUGACCUUUGCCACUUUCCCCAAUGUGUUCUGUUACAACAAACUGUCUGUCAAGCUGUGUAACAGACACAGAUGUGUACACACAGAAGGAUGUUGAAUAAGCCAUACAUGCCACUACAGGUGGUCCAGGUGUGUUUGCGAAUGUGUAUGUAUGUUGUGAACUCUGUGUGUGUCUGUGUGUGGCUGCAUGUCUGAUGAGCACAAAUCCAUCCAGCUUCAGUCCAACUGAUCUGUUUUUGACUCUGGAAUUUGGGCAGGAUAACCUCUAGAGAUAAAAAAAAUUGUCCUAUCACAACAUACACCACUGAAUAUAUAUGACAAUACACAUAUUACCUCCCAAUAUGUAAUACUGCUGUGACCUACAGAGCCCUGAAUUCAUCUCUAUUCCUUCCUGUGUCUGCUCCUGUACAGUAUUACUUGUAUAUAUCUAUAGAAAUAUGAUGAUGUCCUCUCUCUUUCUUUGAUGGUGUGUUAAAGUAAUAAUGUCAUUCCGGGCAAAUGUUGAGGCACUACAUUUUCUUUAGAUUUCCUCACUGUGGAAAAACCCCUGUCCUUCGGGUUAGUGAGGACACAAGACCGAUAAGUAGAAGCACACACUCACACACACAAACAAACACUGCUGUUUAUAGACUCUAAAACAACAGAGUUACAUUUCUCCAUCAGGAGCCUUGGAAUACCUCAGAUUCAUUUGAUGAAAAUAUCCUCAUCAUCUUUCAUUUCCCUCCUGCUCCUCCUCCUGUCUUUCUCUCCCUCACCAGAUUAGGUACUAAUACACCCCUCCCCCUCUCCCAAAACACUGACACGUUCACACAGACUCAGGGAAUGUUGACCAUAACAGAGAGAUGGGAGAGCAGACAGAAUGUUUGGCUUUAGGGAGAGGGUGUUUGCUGCGGCAUUCCGGACCAUUCCUGGCGUUCUCGUCAGAGCGACGUGGAUGAGCUCACGGUGCCGAGAUAUUCCACACAUGCCAGGUGUGGGUAGUCCAGCUCUUCUCCUGGCCAGGUCAGAGUUCACAACCUGCUAUGGUGACCCUGCACACUUGGGGCGAUCACAGGAGUGGGAGGCAGAGGUCUGGGUCAAGAGUCAAGGCCAUGGGGAACUGAACUGUCCUUGGAACAGAGACACAAGAGUGAGCCCCCCCGGACUGGGAACACACUGGUUGAAUCAACAUUUCCACGUUGAUUCAACCAGUGUUGCACCAACGUUGAAUUGACGUCUGUGGGACCGGACUACUGCAGCUGGAUCACAAAACACAUUCAUAUCAGCUACUGUCCUCCACCUCGCUCUCUCUCCUCUGGUGGUGGGACUGAGGGGUGUAUGAUGUGGAAAGGUUGACUAGUAUGCGUGUGUGUUUGAUCUCUCUGUGUGUACAUUAGGGUUAAGUGUCUUGCUUAAGGGCACAUCGACAUCUUUUUUUCCCACCUAGUAAGCUCGGUGAUUCGAACCAGCAAGCUUUAGAUUACAGGCCUAACACUCUUAAAUGCCAGGCUACCUGGCGCCUUGUGUGGGACAACUUCCACCCAGACUGCUGUGUUGUAUAAGGGGAUAGAGAUACAGGAAGAGGGAGAGAUAGGUGGGGGAAAUAUAGGGAGGGCAAAGAGGAGAUUGUGGGGGCAAGAGAAGGGAGAAGAGAGGAGAACAGGGGAGACACACACCAACCUGAUCCCAGACCUGUUUCAUGUGUAAGGAGGAGCGUGAUGGAGGGAGUGGAAGGAGAGAGCGAGUGGGGAAAGGGAGAAUGAUAUACACUGCUCAAAUAAAUAAAGGGAACAC
This is a messenger RNA of Oncorhynchus mykiss (rainbow trout), 4515 nucleotides long. RefSeq names its product netrin 4 (gene ntn4). The record is from RefSeq and is a predicted model, not a curated record. Gene Ontology annotation, biological process: tissue development; substrate adhesion-dependent cell spreading; animal organ morphogenesis. Lineage: Eukaryota; Metazoa; Chordata; Actinopteri; Salmoniformes; Salmonidae. Gene Ontology annotation, molecular function: protein binding. Gene Ontology annotation, cellular component: laminin trimer.